Molecule: messenger RNA, 3468 nt
Organism: Coprinopsis cinerea okayama7#130
Lineage: Eukaryota; Fungi; Basidiomycota; Agaricomycetes; Agaricales; Psathyrellaceae
Exons: 13
Coding region: 1-3468 (1155 amino acids)
Source: RefSeq, a predicted model, not a curated record
AUGAAGACGAAGACGAAGACGGACCCCUAUCCAGACUCGUCGGAACUAUCGGGUCUCCCCUCCUCAGAACCAUCGGAUCUCGCAUCGCAAUCGCAAUCUGAACAACCCACUUCAACAGCACCCCCUUUGGCUUCCCAAGUCAGUGGGAGCACGAAGGAGGCCGAGUUGAAGGACAACACCAACGAGAAGGACACGGUCUCUGUCCAAGAUAAAGAUAGGAAUCGAGAUAGAGUUGGGUUUGGGUUUGGAUUCGGGCUGCCAGGAUUGGGAUUGGGAGUUUCUGCCGCGAAGGGGAGCGUGGACGUUAAGAAGCAGGACGUGACCAAGGAGAAGAAGAAGCAGGAGAACGUGCACGAGGAAGAGAAGGAGAAGGUCAACGUGAACGCGAACGAGGAGAAGGAGAAGGAGAAGGAGGCUAGCAGUAGUAGUGGUGGAGCUAGUAGUGGUCGUGGUCGUGGUCGUGGUCGUGGUGGUGCCGUCAGUAUUGACGAGACUCCUAUUAUGGCCGACGGUAAAGGUUCCGUCGACGGAGGUUUGAGUGGGGAAGGAGAAUCGCCGAGGGAUGGGAACGAUGUGGCUAAUGCAGGGGAUAUGCCGAGGGAGGGCAAUGGUACCGCGAAAACGGCCGGUGGUUCUGAUGGAGAAAGAGAGGCGCUCGGGCAGGGAGGGGAAGGAAAGGCAGAAGGGGAGGAGGAGGAGAAUGGGAAUAAGGGUGACGGGAGUGGGGAUAGGAAUAAGGUUGGCGAUGACCGCGAUGGUGGUGGAGAGGGUGAAGAGGGGACGAGAGGCGAGUCGCCGUCCAAUGCCUCCGCGACCGCGAGUUCUCAGGAUCCAAAGGAGGGAAGUAAAAAGGAUGAUGGUGUAGAGGGAGGUGGUAGUUGUGGUAGUGGCGGUGAUGGUGCCAGAGCAGGUGUUGGGAGCUUGGGAGAGACGAACCCGAUUGAGGCGAGCAUUCACGCGAACCGGAGCGGUUGGGCUUCCUUCUUUAGUUCCCGGGCGCUUAUGGUCAAGGCGAUCGGAUAUGGAAGUGAACUGGCAAAGAAGGAGGAUGAGGUGAAGAGGGAUGAGCAUGGCGCGGAGAUCAUGGACAUAGAUGAAAGUGAUGAUGAGGGACAGGGUUCGACUUUGGAAGGUGGAGAUGAUGGCGCCAAGGGCGAUCAGGAGAAGGAUAAGAAGGAUGUUUCGUCGCUUGUGGUUGCUACUACGAAGGCGCUCAUUCCUCAGUUACCUAUCAAGUCCAGUUCGGCAUCGACCAAGUCAUCGAAAUCGGAUUCGAGCAAGGACGUCAAACCCGAACCUCCGGCCGAAAAGCCUGCGCCUCCGUUGACUCGGGACGAAGAUCUCAAGGAUAAAGUCUCAGAUUCUGUUCCGACGACCAAGCCGGGAUCGAAACCCUCUUCCGGCAAGUCGACUCCUGUUCCUGUCAGUCCCUCAAAGUCUACUAUGAACAAGGAUUCUCCCAAGGAAAAGGAGAAGGCUCGAUCUGCGCCUGUGACUCCUAAACGCAACAACUCUCCUGCACCCUCGACGAAGAAGGCUGGGCCUCCCCCUCCACCUAAUCUUGUUCUACCGACUUGGGAUGAUAUCUUCCAUACUCCUCCACGAAGCGUCGUUCCCCCUCCACCUCCUCUUUCCAGGUCUAAUUCGAGCUCUGAAGAUUCAUCGCCCGGACCUUCUACGAGUACGAUUCUCGGAAAAACCAUGAAGUUCGUCAGCGGGGUUCUGUUCUCCAAGGAUGACCACCAGAGCCAGCAGCAGUCGCACCAGCGAGCUCGUUCGAGUUCUCAAGUCCGACGCGGAUCGACCAGUGGCAAUCGACAUUCGUCUUCUUCUUCUCGACCGACGAACAGUUCUAGAUUGAGACGGAGCUCGAGUGGGGUCGGCGGCGUUGGCGGGCCCCUCGAUCUCGGCACGUUAUUGGAACAGGAGAGGCAGAAGCGGUUCGAGAGGUUUGGAGAAGAGUUGCCCAAGGCGUGGAAAGUGUUGCAUAAUGGUACGAUUGGGAGUGGUGGUUCUCCAGCUCCGAUCGAAGGAGUGGAUGUAGGGCUCGGCGAUACAUCGGCGAAUACCGGUGUGAACGCGACGAUAGGGACGCGCGUGCCAGGAUUGGGCGAUAGCCAGGGGCAAGCGAUUCACGAUGUGCUGAGGGGCUGUAGGCGAGUGGUCGUAAUUGGCGUGCAUGGUUGGUUCCCUGUCGCCGAUGGAGAGCUUACACGUCUUGUUACUGCUAUAGGUGCCGUAAUGAGAACUGUACUUGGAGAGGCGUGCGCGACGCCAGUUGUGCGGAUGAGGCAUGGAGGCAGUUACUUCCUUGCGCAAUGCUUUGAACCUACAGGAACCAGUUCGAAGUUUGCGAAUAUGAUGGAACAGGCGCUGAGAGAGUUUGAAGACGCGCAUGGAGUUCAAUUGGAGAAGGUGACGAAGAUCCCAUUGGAAGGUGAAGGAACUAUUCAACGCAGAGUUGAAAGCAAUCUCCUCGCUAAUAGUGAAUGGAUGAGCGACUUGCACGAGGCUGAUGCUGUUAUCGUCGCCACUCAUUCGCAAGGAUCGGUAGUCUCGACCCAUUUGCUGGAUCGUUUGAUUGCGGAUAAGCAUAUCAGGACUUCAGUCGAACCUAUCGAAGUCUCUGGCGCCGACUCGUUCCCCUCGGCUGUUGGAGUGAACGUCUCGCCUGGACGGAAGCCUCAGCGCGUUUGCUGCUUGGCCCUAUGUGGCAUUCACCUCGGCCCUCUGCGUUACCUCAGUGGAAGCUCGUUAGUACAACCUUAUAUUCAAUACUUCGAAUCGACCGCGGCCCGUGAACUCUUCGAAUUCCAGAAUACAGAAAGUGCAGUGUCAAAGGCUUACGUCCAAGCUCUUCGAAAUGUGCUUCAUCAUGGCGUCAAAAUGGUCUAUAUCGCUUCAUUAAAUGACCAAGUCGUUCCCAUCUACUCGGGCAUCUUCACUGCUGCUUCUCACCCUAUGAUUCUACGUGCCCUUUACAUAGAUGGUGAUGCAUAUCACUCGUCCGACUUUCUCUCCAACCUUCUGGUCUUACUCCUCCGACUUCGCAACUCGGGCAUCCCAGACGGCGGUUUAAUCGCGCAUUUGUCGGAGGCCACCGCGGGUUCGUUAAGCGGUAUAGGACAUUCGACAGCUUAUGAAGAGCUUUCAUGUUAUUCCUUGGCUGUCCGAUAUUUGUUCGAAGCAAACGAUGGCUUGGCGCCGUAUCCCGACCUUCAAUUGGAGUCGUUCGAUGCUGCUCACGAGCAAAAUGAUUACGAGAUACCGUGGUCAUUGCGCGAUGUAAUCGCUGAUGAACGAGUCAUCCACUACUUCUCGAAGGAGGUCUCCCAACUUCGCGAUGCGUUCCGCGAAUGGCAGCCCAAGACAACUAUCCUGAGAGACUUGAAGCGUAAACUCCAGCCUAUUCAACGACUUCCUUCUUCUUUCUCUUCCACGAUAUACUCAACCACUAGCAAAUUAUAA